CCAUCUCAUCGGGCACUCGAGUCAGCUUCUGCUCUGCCCAUCCUUCUCUCUGCCAUUCGUGCAAUCCUGCUGUCCUCGCAGUUCCGUGUUCUAGACCCAUAUUAGCAGCACGACCCUCACUCCACAACCAUGUCGUUGCAACCAGCACCAGAGAAGCCCUCUUUUCACCGAGGCAGCUUCGCGGAGGAGAUUGAGACCGCCAGAGUCGACCUUGCGAAGCGUCUGCUCAGAGGCGACUCCAAUGACACCCCAUCUGAGCGCGAUACGCCCACUCUCAGCCCGUCUGGCAGUAACUCCCCACCCACGUCGGAUUCAGACUCGGUCGUCAGUCCAGGCGAGGAGGAUCUUGUCGCCGACAGCUUCGCCUUUGCCUUUGACAUUGAUGGCGUCCUUGUCCGCGGCGGACGGCCUAUCCCCGAGGCCAUCGAGGCCAUGAAGGUCCUGAACGGCGACAACAAGUACAACAUGAAGAUUCCCUACAUCUUCCUCACCAACGGUGGCGGCAAGACCGAGGAGGAGCGUUGCAACGAUCUCUCCAAGCAGCUUGAGGUUGAUAUCUCUCCUGCCCAGUUCAUCUGUGGCCACACCCCCAUGUCAGAGAUGGCCAACAAGUACGGCACCGUUUUGGUCGUUGGUGGCGAGGGCGAAAAGUGCCGCGAGGUCGCCCAGGGAUACGGCUUCAAGGACGUCGUCACUCCUGGCGACAUCAUCAAGCACAACAGCGCAACAACCCCCUUCCGCAAGCUGACUGAGGAGGAGUACGCCAACUCCAAGGAGCGCGACUUCAGUCAGGUCACGAUCGAGGCUAUCUUUAUUUUCGCCGAUUCCCGUGACUGGGCUGGCGACCUUCAGAUUAUUCUUGACCUGGCCAUGUCCAAGGGUGGCCGUGUCGGUACUCUUUCUGAAACCUUUGACGAGGGUCCCCCAAUCUACUUCUCUCACAACGAUGUCGUCUGGUCUGCCGCCCACGACAACGUCCGCCUCGGAAUGGGUGCUCUCCGCGGCAUUGUCGAGUACACCUUCAAGGAGGUCACCAAGGGCAAGACUCUGACCACUCACGCGUUUGGCAAGCCCCAGAUCAGCACCUUUGAGUUCGCUCAGAGACUGCUCAAGAGGUGGCGCAAAAACGAGCAUGGUCUCAAUGCGCCCCCCGGAACCGUCUAUUUUGUCGGCGACACACCUGAGAGCGACAUCCGCGGUACCAACCGUUUCAACGAACAAGCUCCAAAUGAUUGGUACUCGGUCCUGGUCAAGACUGGCGUCUACCAGGAGGGUACCGAGCCUGCCUACAAGCCCCGCGUCACUGUCAACACCGUGCUCGACGCCGUCAACCACGGCAUUGAGCGCGAGAUGGCUCGCCAACAAGACAAGAUCCGCGCUCGCAAGCCCGUGCUCAAGGGUAUGCCUAAGCUCCGCCUGGACAAGGCUCCCGAGAUGGCCAUCUGGAGCCCGGACGAGGAGCGCGAGAUUGAGAUUUUUGCCAUCUAAGCCACCUCAAGCAGGGACACCAGACUGCCUUCCCACCAUUUUCACGAAGCACAUGAAGCAUCAGCGAUCGUUUACUCCUUCAAUUCUCGACCGGACUUCGACAACUAUAGACCCAGAUGAUUUGUUUUUUGCACUAGAUUGGGAUGAACAUGCAACAGGAUUCUUGGUAUUGGUGUUCUUUUAUUUCUCUUCUCCAGUAGCACCUUUGGGACACAAUUUUCUCACUUACAGACUGAAAAUCUGGUUUCGCGCGCGCUCAAGAUACCCCCCGAGCGCCGGAGGCCACACCUGGCACCUAGAGAGGUCCACAGAUAGUUUGAACGUCAACAGUGUACUUC
This is a messenger RNA of Microdochium trichocladiopsis, 1826 nucleotides long. RefSeq names its product HAD-like domain-containing protein. Gene Ontology annotation, cellular component: mitochondrion. Bases 130 to 1488 code for a protein of 452 amino acids. The transcript has 2 exons. The record is from RefSeq and is a predicted model, not a curated record. NCBI's taxonomy places the organism in Eukaryota, Fungi, Ascomycota, Sordariomycetes, Xylariales, Microdochiaceae. Gene Ontology annotation, biological process: glycerophospholipid biosynthetic process.